Prorocentrum cordatum is the source of this 403-nucleotide messenger RNA. The record is from the annotation of a GenBank genome assembly. NCBI's taxonomy places the organism in Eukaryota, Dinophyceae, Prorocentrales, Prorocentraceae.
ACGUACGAGCAAGCGUUGGUAGUCACCGCGGCCCCAGCCAUGAAGACUGCCUCACCGACACAAUUUUGUACGCUGCUGACGCUGCAGAUUCGCAUGUUCCACAGGCGGGCUGCGCGCAUCUCGACGGCGUUGAAAGACGGCGGUGGCCAAUCCAUGGACGAGCUCACUACCAUCUCAUGGGGCGAGACCUUCUUCCCGACGUCGGACACGAUGGAGGUCAACGAGGGCGAGAAUAGCGUGCUUCGGCAGCUCAAGAGCGACCCCCGCGCCACCGGGGGCCUGGCAAGCAACGGGAGGGUGGCCACGAAGCAGAAGGGCAUCGACGGUGGUUCGGUCGAGGCGCCCAGCGGCGACGGGGCCAGCGCAUCCGCCGCGUUAGCUCCAGCCGCCUGCGCCGCGGCAG